Messenger RNA from Trypanosoma cruzi, 1266 nucleotides. RefSeq lists its product as uncharacterized. The record is from RefSeq and is a predicted model, not a curated record. The transcript has a single exon. The coding region runs from base 1 to 1266 and encodes 421 amino acids. Lineage: Eukaryota; Euglenozoa; Kinetoplastea; Trypanosomatida; Trypanosomatidae.
AUGCAUGUGACCCGUUGCUCUCUUUCCCCUUUUCUCUUGCAUUUCUCAGGAAUGUGUUCUUUGUUGGCGGCAGGGGAUGCAACAAUCCGCCUUCUCUCGAGGCGGCAGCGGACAAUACACGGCAUCUCCGUGCCGAUCUUUACCUCCACACGGCGGUACGUGAAUGCACUUUACCGGGCUCCUCCCGUACAGACGGUCCCAACGCACAAUUCAGGUGGAGAAGAGGUUGACACAGAGUUGUUUAUUCGCCAGUUCAAGGAACUUUUUUAUUCGCUGAAGCAGACUCAGCUUGUGGAACAAAUUCAUGAGAUGCGAACUUGUCCGUAUUAUGAAUGCCUCUUCACUGCAGAUCUUAUUUUUCAACACUACGAUAUUGUUUUGCCGAUGCCCAAGUACGGCAGGGAACACCGCAGUUCAGAAAUCAGCGAGACACUUCGGUAUUUACGAGCCUGUGGAGCCUCGGGUGAUUUUAACCACAUACUGCAGGACGUGAAGGGUGGGGCUGCGAGUGGUGGAGACUUUGUGUCAACAUCUCAUGGCAUUCUCAUGGCAUAUGGCACUGCACGGACAAACAAACUUUCAAUGAUGGCUCUCACAGGGGGUGGUGCUGCAGAUGAGGCGGCCGCUCUGCAGCAACGUGCACUAAACGUGGUGCCCAUUGAGGUUUCACCGGAUGCUCCACCACUUGCAGAUUUAUUGGCCUUUGCCGGCAAACGCACACUUAUCGUACAGGACACGGUUCAUGGCCGUCAUGCGGCAGAGGCGGCCGCAAUUAGCAUUCCAAAAAUCCCGUGGCAAAUAUUACGUGUGGAGCCUGGAUGUAGUUUCCUUUCCCAUCUCUGUGGUGUGAACGCGGUGUAUGAUGUGCUGGUGGAUCAGGACUACCCGAAUUCUAUGGAGCGCAUAGGCGAGGCCGGCUUGAACCCGUUUCCGGUGGAGUGGACAGAACCUCGAAAACUUGGAAUUACCAUGCGCAGUGUGUGCCUUAUCGCCCGCUUUGCUCGCGGGACCAUGAGUGCUGGCGGUUAUGCGGACAGCGAUGGUCACCGUGCGGCGUCGUUCACUUAUCACUCCCGCGGUAUAGCGAAGAACAGCCGUCUCUUUCAAAACGGUCACCGCCGCCAUGGCGAUAACGGGGCGCCACUGGAGGCGCAGCUGCGAUCAGGUGAAUUGCCUGAACCCGUCUACCAGCGUCCACCGCGAUACGCGCCGCCCAUGCAUCGCCGCGGCGGUCUUAUGACAUCCGAUGCGGAAGGAAAGGAAUGA